CCGCCGCUAUCGAAGCAAACGACGCCGCACUCUACGCUCGGUCGUUCACGGAUUCGGAGUGUUCGUUUUUCUGCUCCGAUCGGUGUGGUCGGCGUGCAUCUGUGCUCUUUGCGAAUUUAUACACAGCAGUGUCGUCGGUGAAAAUCAGUGCGCUCAGAGGAGUCAGCAUAAGGAUGUGGCGAGAACCUCCAGGCGGGGGGUGUAAGACACCCACCCAUAUCGUCGCUAUGCUCCUACUGGCUGGUGUUCUGGCAUUGACAAUGGCAGUUUCUGCUGAAGAUGAAUCUAUGGGACCGGUGUUUGUCAAGGAACCACCAAACCGAGUCGAUUUCUCAAAUGGAACGGGAGCUGUCGUUGAAUGCCAGGCAAGAGGAAAUCCCCAACCGGACAUCAUCUGGGUUCGUGCCGACGGAACUGCUGUAGGAGACGUUCCCGGACUGAGACAGGUUUUGCCGAACGGAAAUUUGGUCUUUCCUCCUUUCCGCGCCGAAGAUUAUCGUCAGGAAGUUCACGCUCAGGUCUACAGCUGUUUGGCACGUUCCCCCGCAGGUUCGGUACACAGCCGUGAUGUCAACGUGAGAGCCGUGGUCCAGCAAUUCUACGAGACGAGGGUCAUCGAUGAGUUUGUCUUACGCGGAAAUACGGCAACCCUGAAGUGCCUCGUGCCGAGCUUUGUGGCGGAUUUUGUAGAUGUGAUCGAGUGGGUGGCUGAGGAUGGUUCGACGUAUAAUACGAAUAAUCAACAAGAGAAGGACGGAAAAUACUUGGUACUGCCAUCCGGAGAAUUGCACAUCAGAGACGUCGGCCCCGAAGAUGGAUACAAGACUUACCAAUGUCGCACCAAGCACCGUCUCACAGGUGAAACUAGGUUAUCCGCCACAAAAGGACGUCUGGUCAUUACCGAACCGACCGGCAAUGUCGCACCACGCAUUGCCGGUGAGCGUUACGAAGGUCACAAGCUAGUAGACGUACCAAAAACGGGUAUGGCGGCUUUGGACUGCGCAACUCAGGGGUUUCCUGUCCCAUUAACGAGAUGGUACAAGUUCAUCGAAGGCACAUCGAGACGUCAACCGGUCCAGUUGAAUGAACGCGUACGCCAGGUUAGCGGAACUCUGAUCAUUCGUGAGGCUCGAGUCGAAGAUUCCGGUAAAUAUCUCUGCAUCGUCAACAAUUCCGUCGGCGGCGAAAGUGUGGAAACCGUUUUGACUGUCACGGCACCAUUGAUCGCGGAGAUCGAACCGAGCGUGCAGACCAUCGACUUCGGAAGACCGGCAACCUUCACUUGCACAGUUCAAGGCAAUCCAAUCAAAACCAUCUCUUGGCUCAAGGACGGGAAGCCUCUUGGAUUGGAGGACCGCGUAUUGAGAAUCGAGAGUGUGAAAAAGGAGGACAAGGGAAUGUAUCAGUGUUUCGUUAGGAAUGAUCAAGAAAGCGCGCAAGCGACCGCAGAAUUAAAACUUGGUGGACGAUUUGAACCGCCGCAAAUUCGUCAAGCCUUCACCGAAGAGACUCUUCAGCCUGGACCGAGCAUGUUUUUGAAGUGUGUUGCUAGCGGAAAUCCCACCCCCGAAAUUAGCUGGGAACUUGAUGGAAAACGGUUGUCAAACACCGAGAGAUUGCAAGUGGGACAAUACGUCACGGUCAAUGGCGAUGUCGUGUCUCAUCUGAAUAUUUCGAGCAUUCAUACCAACGACGGUGGACAAUACAAGUGCAUUGCUGCAUCAAAGGUCGGAUCCGCCGAGCAUUCUGCGCGUCUUAACGUUUUCGGUUUGCCAUUCAUUCGCCACAUGGACAAGAAGGCUAUCGUUGCUGGAGAAACUCUGCGCGUCACAUGUCCGGUUGCUGGAUAUCCGAUCGAUACUAUCGUCUGGGAGCGAGACACCAGAGUCCUGCCGAUCAACAGAAAGCAAAAGGUCUUCCCGAACGGUACUCUCAUAAUCGAGAAUGUCGAGCGAAUGAGCGAUCAGGCGACUUACACUUGCGUAGCACGCAACGCACAAGGUUACAGCGCACGCGGAACAUUGGAAGUUCAAGUCAUGGUGGCGCCACAACUGGCGCCUUUCGCCUUCGGCGACGAAGCGGCCAAUGCCGGAGAAAUGGCGACUGUUCAGUGCGCCGUGAUAAAAGGCGAUCUACCCAUCGACCUGGCCUGGUCGUUUAACGGACGUGUGAUCGAGAUCGCGAAUGGCGCAUUCAACGAACACAAUUAUGACAAUUCCGACAUAGUUAUAAACAGGAGUAGCAAACGGGCCAGCACGCUGACGAUCGAGUCGGUAGCCGCAAGACACGCGGGCGAGUACUCGUGCACUGCGAGCAACACUGCCGGAACCGCUACCCAUUCUUCGGUUCUUUCGGUGAACGUACCCCCUCGUUGGAUUCUGGAACCGACCGAUAAGGCAUUUGCACAGGGAUCUGACGCGCGAGUCGAAUGUAAAGCCGACGGAUUCCCCAAGCCUCAAGUUACGUGGAAAAGAGCUGCUGGGGAUACGCCGGGAGAUUACACUGACUUGAAAUUGAGCAAUCCCGACAUUAGCGUGGAAGAUGGCACUCUAUCCAUCAAUAACAUACAGAAGACGAAUGAGGGCUAUUAUCUCUGCGAAGCUGUUAACGGCAUUGGAUCAGGACUGUCUGCUGUUAUCCUCAUUUCGGUUCAAGCUCCUCCUCAAUUCGAAAUUAAAUUGAGAAAUCAAACGGCUCGUCGUGGAGAACCUGCUGUAUUGCAAUGCGAGGCGCAGGGAGAGAAACCGAUCGGCAUCUUAUGGAACAUGAACAACAAGAGAUUGGACACAAAGAGCGAUCCGCGUUAUACCAUUCGCGAGGAAAUCUUGGCUAACGGAGUGCUGUCCGACUUGAGCAUCAAACGUACCGAAAGAACCGAUUCUGCUUUGUUCACUUGCGUAGCCACAAACGCAUUCGGCAGCGAUGACACCAGCAUCAAUAUGAUUGUGCAAGAGGUACCGGAAGUUCCAUAUGGUCUCAAAGUGUUGGAUAAAUCAGGACGUUCCGUGCAAUUAUCAUGGGCCGCACCUUACGACGGAAAUAGCCCUAUCAAACGAUAUACCAUUGAGUACAAGAUCAGCAAAGGUUCCUGGGAAACUGAUAUGGACAAAGUACUCGUACCUGGUUCGCAACAAAACGUAGCCGGAGUAUACAACCUGAGACCCGCAACUACCUAUCAUCUUCGAAUUGUCGCUGAGAAUGAAAUUGGUAUGUCCGAUCCAUCCGACACGGUUACUAUCAUUACCGCCGAGGAAGUACCCAGCGGCCCACCCACUUCUGUCAAGGUAGACGCUCUCGAUCAGCACACGCUCAAGGUAACAUGGAAACCACCGCCACGCGAAGACUGGAACGGUGAGAUUCUUGGCUACUACGUUGGAUACAGACAAUUUGCGGACAAACCCUACAAUUUCGAGACCGUCGAAUUCUCUAAGGAAGACCCGAAGGAACAUCAUCUGCAAAUCACGAAUCUCAAAACUUACACGCAAUACGGAGUAGUCGUUCAGGCGUUCAACAAAGUCGGCUCCGGACCCAUGAGUGAGGAACGUAAGCAACAUACUGCGGAAGGCGUACCCGAACAACCGCCCCAUGACACUACCUGCACGACUCUCACCUCUCAAACUAUCAGAGUAUCUUGGGUAUCUCCACCUCUCAGCACAGCCAACGGCGUUAUUACCGGCUACAAAGUCAUCUAUGGACCAUCCGACACGUGGUACGACGAAAAUACGAAGGAUACCAAGAUUACGUCUUCUAGCGAAACCAUCUUGCACGGUCUUAAAAAAUACACGAACUAUAGCAUGCAAGUUCUGGCAUUCACUUCCGGUGGGGAUGGCGUUAAAUCUGCACCGAUUCAUUGUCAAACUGAGCAAGAUGCACCCGAGGCUCCGAUUGCGAUCAAAGCUCUGGUCAUGUCAGCGGAAUCUAUUCUUAUUUCAUGGCGUCCGCCUAGCCAGCCUAACGGAGUUAUUUCUCAGUAUACGGUUUAUGCGAAAGCAGAUAACGCGGAGGAACCGACCAGCCAGAAAGUACCGCCGAAUCAAUUAACUCACGAAGCGUCUGGAUUGGAUAAACAACUUAAAUACGAAUUUUGGGUGACCGCUAGCACAAACAUAGGCGAAGGCGAAGCUUCCAAGAUUGUGACUUUAUCACCAAGCGUGCGAGUGCCGGCUAAGAUCGCAUCGUUCGAUGACAAAUUUACCGCAACGUACAAAGAAGAUGUAAAGCUGCCGUGUCUCACCGUUGGCGUACCUGCGCCGGAAGUAACGUGGAAAGUACGUGGUGCUACUCUUCAACCGAGCGAUCGAUUGAGACAAUUGCCCGAAGGAUCGCUGUUCAUCAAGGAAGUGGAUCGCGCGGACGCCGGAGAAUAUUCUUGCUACGUAGAGAACUCCUUUGGACAUGACACUGUGACUCAUCAACUGGUUGUGCACGCUCCUCCGCACUCGCCACAGGUCGCUCUCACCUCUACCACUACCAAUUCCAUAACAAUGAAAUUCCGCCCGCAUUCCAACGACAAUGCUCCGAUUCAUGGUUAUACGAUCCACUACAAACCCGAAUUUGGCGACUGGGAAACUCAUCAGACAAGUUCCUCGGUACAAGUGUACACUCUCGACAAUCUGUGGUGCGGCUCCCGAUAUCAGAUCUACGUCACGGCUUAUAACGGAAUUGGAACUGGCGAUCCGUCGGAUAUUUUGAACACGCGCACGAAAGGCUCCAAACCGGUCAUCCCUGAAGCGGCUAAGUUCAUCGAAGUAUCGACGAACAGCAUUACUCUGCACCUAAAUGCCUGGGGAGAUGGUGGUUGCCCUAUGUUGUAUUUUGUUGUUGAACACAAAAAGAAGCAUCAGCAGGAAUGGAACCAGGUCUCGAACAACGUCAAACCGAACGGUAACUUCAUAGUGAUGGAUUUGGAUCCUGCGAGCUGGUAUUCUCUGCGCGUUACGGCUCACAACAACGCCGGUUUCGCCGUGGCCGAGUACGAAUUCGCAACGUUGACGGUGACUGGCGGCACGAUCGCACCUCCCGUACGUAACGGUGGUAACGACAACGCCGCCGAUGUGAGACGUUACUUCCCAUGGUUACCCAACUGGCUCGACGUAAACGUGGUGGUGCCGAUCGGCGCGACGGUCGUUGUCAUAAUAGUAGGAAUAGUUGUCGUAUGCGUGGCACUCUCGAGAAGAACUCGAGGCCCGGAACAAACACGGCUGCGAGGUAUCUCUUCAGCCGACGAGAAAUAUUACGAGGGACAAUAUGACGUUGUGUAUCAACAAACCGGAGUUGGCGGCGCCACGUUGGACAAACGCAGAUCCGAUCUUCGUGACGAACUUGGAUACAUUGCACCACCGAAUCGCAAACUGCCACCCGUACCCGGUUCCAAUUACAACACCUGCGAUCGUAUCAAGCGAGGUGGAACUGGCUCGUUAAGGAGUCACUCAACGUGGGAUCCGAGACGGCACAUGUAUGAGGAAUUGAGUCACUACGCGCCUAACAGAAGAUGCCCGCCACCACCACGGAUGGGCAGCACAGACGGUCUCUCGCACAGAGGUAUGGAGGAUGAGAUCUGUCCGUACGCCACCUUUCAUCUCUUAGGAUUCCGCGAGGAAAUGGAUCCGAGCAAGGCUAUGCAAUUUCAAACCUUUCCGCACCCAGGAAACGGACACUCCGGCACGAUGGGACCACCAGUAGGACACCCGACUAAUGCUUCUGCUCACAGCCGCUCCGGAUCUCAAUCUAUGCCUCGUCAAAAUGGUCGCUAUUCUCGAGUACCGUCCCAAGGAGGUGGAAGCGGCACUCACAACGUUUUCUCACCCGAAUACGACGACCCGGCUAAUUGCGCACCGGAGGAAGACCAGUACGGAUCACAAUACGGACAGUACGGCGCACCCUACGAUCACUACGGAUCUCGCGGAUCGGUCGGACGUCGCAGCGUAGGCUCGGCUCGCAACAUUCCCAUUUCCAACUCGCCGGAACCACCUCCCCCACCACCGAGAAACCACCAGGACCAGAACAACUCGAGCUUCAACGACAGCAAGGAGAGCAACGAGAUCAGCGAGGCCGAAUGCGAUCGUGAUCAACUUGUCAACCGCAACUACGGCGUGAAUGCUCGCGGAAAGGACGGCAUGACCACCGAGGAGAUGCGUAAACUCAUAGAGAGGAAGCCAAACGAAGCUCCCGGCCGGCAAACCGGCCCCCACGGCGGUCACGGGGGACUCCUCACACCCUACGAUACUGUGGCAGUGUAACCUGUAAAUCAUCAUCUUCCGUGAUCUUCCGCCUCUCUCGUUAGCCGGCGACCGUAUGAGGAAAGCAGCCGAGAGUCGCGGAAAUAAAGCGCACGCUAACUCUUCCCCCCGGUGCUGUCGUCGGUCCAAUUUGCAACGAUUUACGAUAGAAAUUUAGACGUCGUCGCGAGUAGAUAGAAUUCGAUUUACCGUUUAAGAUGUACGUGUGUUGAUAUCAUCUCGAGAUCGUGAUUGACGAACGAAAGAUCCCGCGGUCUGCCUCGCGAAAUGGGACUCCGUCUCCUUCGCUCUCUAUCACAUGUCUCGCGAUCAUUAUAUAUUUCAUAUUUUUUAUUAUCUAUAUUAUCUCACGUUUCUUCGGCCUUCCAUUCUAUUCCUCUACUUCGUCUCAAACACGUUUUUAUUAUUUGAAUCCCAGAAAGAAAGCUCAAACCUUUGAAACUGCCCUUUUUGAUACACACUUUUUCGAAGCCAGUCGAUUACGCACAUCUCAAGAAGGCCUGAAACUCUCAAGACUGCCUAUCUACUAAACUAUCUUUCGCGAAGGAGACGCAAGCGAUUCGCGAAGUCGGCCGCGUCGUUUCGUUCGCAAGUCUUUUGCGAGUUUCUAGAACUCCUCGCACACACACACACACACACACACACAUUUAAUUAACGUCACGUGAAAUGUUUUAUAUACUGAGCGAAGAAAUAGAAACGUAGAAGAGAAUUAGAGAUUUUACGUUUUGAUACGAGUCUUCCUUGGCAAUAAUUCAUUCAACACACCACGUGAUCCGGAGAGAGAUUUCUUAUAAUUAGCUGCUCUAGCAUGAAAAAAAAAAAAAAAUGUUUUUCGAUUAUCAAAGCGGCUAUUUGCACUUUCUCACGUAAUUUGUGUAUGUAUACGCGGAGUUCGUGACUCGCGACUGUCGCGGGAAGAUGUUCUGUAGGAAGGCGAACACCCCACCGUCGGAAGUCGUGUGUGUUCGCGGACAUUCAACUCGCGACAGAGACGCGUCCCGCGAUGAUGCUCUCGGCGACGGUGGAUUUAACGGGGGUUUUUUUCUGAUGUCACAUUACACUGUAAUCCGGGACUGUAAAAUCCUAGAUUAAAAUCGUCGAGUUGCGUAAUAUUGCGGGGAAAGAGAGAUCGUAAAAAAACAAAAAAAAAAAAACGAUUAUAUGUAGACACACACAUGAGAUUAGUUGGUCGCUUUUUAAGUCAUGGUUGUGCCACACUGCCGCUCCCUGCGGGCGUAUGAUAUAUACGUACAUACAUACACACUAUAUACAAUAUACUGUACGAUUUAUAAUUUCGUAACGAAGGUUGUGUACCCCUGUCCCCCUUGACGAUCGGCGAUCUUGGGUCUCGACGUCGCGGAGAACAAGAUUUAUCAAGGGUACGUCGUCGUUUCUUUUAACCGAUUAAAAAAAACGUUAUAGGCCGCCUAUCGUUUUUUGAGACGUUAUCCCACUGUCUCGAUAUAGAAUUAAGCGCCUCAUAUGCAACACGAAAAAAAUCGACUGUCCGUAGGAAGAACAAUCGCGGCAGAACCAUCGAGGGAACGCUUCGAUACAUGUACACGGCAGGCCACAGCCAUACGAUUAUUAUGAUUCAUUACAACACAUUAUCGCCACGCGCGCUGGCGCGUGCACGCAAUACACACCACACUUGCUGUCGUCCUAUAUAUAUAUAUACAUAUAUAUAUACACACAUAUAUAUAUAUAUGAUAUAAAUAUUUAGUAAACACCCUUUAAUCAUUACUCCCCCGUGCUAAUCUUCUUCGAUCGAUUACGACGUACCGAUAAGAUUUACUAAUAAUCGCGACGAUGAUCGUUACAGAUGUAAGCGAUUCGAGUAAUAAAAAAAGCUGAUUUAACGUAGAUAGCUCAUAAGUCGGACGGAUGGUCGCGAGAAGACGUUGUGUAUCUUAGCGACGAUGCGGGAGGCCGGGUUGGUUUUUUGACGGAAUUUCCUCAAAAGCGCGCGCGAAUUGAAGAGAGAACACGUCCAUCCGCGAUCGGAUGAUUCGUCUUCGUUGGUUCGUUACAGAACAGAGCGGGGGUGAUGAUUCUUUUGCGUGUGUGGCACCAGCCCGACGUCACGCGACGCCGCGGUCACGGCGUCGCGUCUCAUAGUUCGUUUUUAUCACGAUACUACUUCUAGAUAUAUACAUACAAAUAUAAAAUAUAAAUAUUAUAUAUAUAUUAUAUAAUACACUAACUAUAUAUAUAUAUAUAUAUAUUAUAUUAUACAUACGUUGUAAGUAGCUAUUUCUAGGUGUCGCAUUUGUUUGCCAAGGUGAUGCACGAGCCGGCCUCCAGUUGGGCGACCGGGCGAAAAAGCACUCUCGAGAUAAACGAGUUGUAACGUAUGUUUUAGUUACGUUCCUCACGCAGGAUUAAUUAUUCUGAAAAUGUAAUAUUUUCGAACAAUGAAAGUUUGAAUGCGACGUGCGAAUAUUCUCACGUUGAGAGAAAUGUAGUUCGUAAAUUGUUCCUUGAUUUUUAGCUUUAUACGUAGUGUGUUGUUUCUCAUCUAUCUUUUUUGUUAGAUUUAGUUAGAUAUUGACCGAAGAAGUUCCGUGAAAAUAAUAUUCGUACUUUGUUACGAAUAUCGCGGAUACAUCUCAAAGAGAAAACAAUUUAAUUUGCAUCGCAAUUAGUACGCUCUAAAUUGCCGGAGCACAAUGUUUCGUUAUUUCGCGAGAAAAAAAAUUAAUCAAAAUUGAAGAAAAAAAAAAAAAAAUGCGAGCGGGUUGAUCGAGAAAGUAGAGGAGCGUUCCUGUGAUGCUUGACGAUGGAGUGGAAUUUCAAGGGUGCUUCGUCGAGUCGCUUCCGAUCGCGCGGAGGAAUUCCUACCCUCUGCCUUUCCGAAACUGGCCGCGGCUCGACAUGCCGACGCAUUUUUACUCAUCGAUGUGAUUUUAAAAGGCUGCGCAAAAGCCUCGUGUCUCGUGUAUAUGUUACAAUCGCGAUCUUACCGUAAUUAUUAAUACGUAGCCGUAUCGUCCCACACACACACACACACCUAAGUCACCUUUACGACUUAUAGUAUCACACGUUCUACUCACCUAAAAUCGACCCCGUGAAAACUUUUUGUCGCUUUGAAUCGCUUCCGAAUCUAACCAAAAGCUAAAAAACGGCACAGACCGAUGAUAAUGGUAAAAACGAUAUUAACGCAUUCGUAUACAUAUAGUGAUGUGAUCAUGUGAUCCGCGCGCUAAUGUAACCGCGGAUCUUUUUUAUCUUUUGUCUUAAGCGAAGUGGACGUCCGCGACGUCGCACAGGUGAUAAAGUUUAUGUCGCAUCGGUCCGGGGUGCUUGGCAACAAAGGUUCAACAUAAAUAAAAAAUAAAAACAAAAAACAUUCAGACAAUCAGUUAAGUCGAAUUUUCGGCGAAACAUCAAAUGUUUUUUCAGCUGAGGUAUUGAUAAAUAAGUAAAUAACAACUUGAAGACUGAGAAUUUGCGUCCAAUGUAUAUCCAUUUGCUUCAUUUCCUUGUUGCUUGCUUGUGUUUUGCUUUUACGUUCACGUAAAACGUGCUCAUAUAAAUAAUUGGCACACACAUUCGCAUACACUCGUGCCUUUCUUGCUGAGCAUCCCCAAGCCCAUCGUUCGCUCGUCGCGCGACGACGUGUACUAUGUGUGGUAAUUCUUUGCAGGAUUCUCGAUGUUACUUUUUGAGAAGCGCCGCCGAAGCGCGUCGCUCGCUUGUGUAUGCUUGAUUGAUACAUAUAUAUAUAUAUAUUUGCGUUGAAAGCAUUUGGCUGUUUUUUCCGUACGACGGCGAACGCGGUUCUUCGAGCUCAAGCCCUCCUUUUAUCGUCGCCUGUCAGACUCGAAGCGUUUCCUUCGCGUUUUUUUUUUUUUUUUGGUUUUUGCAAUCCUUUUGCGUCCGCGAAAAAGAAGCCGGAUCACGAUAAAUCGUCUAAUAAACGAAAAAGCAGAAUAAAAAAAAUUUUAAAAAUAAAAAAAAUAAAAAAAAAGAGCGCGUAACAUCCUCCGCUCUCGCGGAGACUCGAGGAUCCGCUCGCAGUGUACCGUUUCCUCUCAACGCCACUAUUUUAUGUUUUUGUACCAAAGUUGUAGCGUCUAACUUUUGCGUUAAAUAAAUAAAACUUAA
This is a messenger RNA of Pseudomyrmex gracilis, 10346 nucleotides long. It is a transcript of the gene Dscam1, whose product is annotated as Down syndrome cell adhesion molecule-like protein Dscam2. Gene Ontology annotation, molecular function: cell-cell adhesion mediator activity. The record is from RefSeq and is a predicted model, not a curated record. Gene Ontology annotation, biological process: homophilic cell-cell adhesion; dendrite self-avoidance; axon guidance. Gene Ontology annotation, cellular component: plasma membrane; axon. The transcript is spliced from 30 exons. Bases 174 to 6239 code for a protein of 2021 amino acids. NCBI's taxonomy places the organism in Eukaryota, Metazoa, Arthropoda, Insecta, Hymenoptera, Formicidae.